Molecule: messenger RNA, 599 nt
Organism: Carlito syrichta (Philippine tarsier)
Lineage: Eukaryota; Metazoa; Chordata; Mammalia; Primates; Tarsiidae
Gene: MRPS16
Product: mitochondrial ribosomal protein S16
Exons: 3
Coding region: 86-493 (135 amino acids)
Biological process (GO): mitochondrial translation
Cellular component (GO): mitochondrial small ribosomal subunit; ribosome
Molecular function (GO): structural constituent of ribosome
Source: RefSeq, a predicted model, not a curated record
GCGUCGGUCCCGUGCCCUGCCGAAGCCGUAGAGCUGGUCGGGGCGGGUAGCGGGACGCUCCGAGGACCCGCACGCCGGCUGCACCAUGGUCCACCUCACCACCCUCCUCUGCAAGGCCUACCACGGAGGCCACUUGACCAUCCGCCUUGCCCUGGGGGGCUGCACCAACCGGCCCUUCUACCGCAUUGUGGCUGCUCACAACAAGUGUCCCAGAGACGGCCGUUUCGUAGAGCAGUUGGGCUCCUAUGAUCCACUGCCCAACAGUCACGGAGAAAAACUCGUUGCCCUCAACCUGGACAGGAUCCGGUAUUGGAUUGGCUGUGGGGCCCAUCUCUCCAAGCCCAUGGAAAAGCUUCUGGGUCUUUCUGGUUUUUUCCCUCUGCAUCCCAUGAUGAUCACAAAUGCUGAGAGACUGCGAAGGAAACGGACACGUGAACUCCUCUUAGCUUCUCAGAAAACAGAUACAGAGGCUGCAGAAACAGAAGCAAGCUGACUUCGGUGAGCUCAACCAGAAUGGGGUCAAGGGUCUCUUAAAACACUCGUGCAGAAAUCUUAAUUUUGUUAUAUCUGGAGGUCAAUAAAUGGAGUUUUCUGUGUCA